UGCUGCAGUGGAGUUCCCCGACGACUGUGGUCGCAGAUGCUGCUUGACGCCGUCGCUGCUGUUUCAUGCUGUAAAUGAUGGGGAAGCUACAGACUUUCGAUAUUUGUGUUACCAAUUCCGGCGGAGUUUGCCAUCCAGGAGAAAUACUAAGGGGACGGGUUGUUUUGGAAGUGUCUCAAACCGUGGAUACCAAAGAUAUCCGGAUAGAAUGUCGUGGUCAGGCCCGAGUGUUCUGGGAGGACAGUUCCAGUUCCAUGGGGGAACCACAGAACCCCAGCCAGACUGACGACCACACGGCCGAGGAGGAGUACCUGGCCGUCAGCAAGAAACUGUGGUCGGGCCAACUUGCUAGGGGCUGCCAUAAUCUCCAGUUCCAGUUCCUUAUUCCCGAGGGAGUACCGAGUUCAUUCGACGGCGAGUUUGGCUACAUCCGUUACUGGCUCAGGGUGUUUAUUGACCGCUCCUGGCGGACCGACACAACCACGAAGCUCUUCGCGGUGCUGGCCAAAGUAGAUCUUAAUGAAAUACCAGACGCCAACGAGUACGUUGAGGUGGUUGACAGUAUGAAGGUCUCAGCGUUGUUCUCACCGUCAGGCGUCUGUAACGCAGCCUUGCGUCUAGAUCGUAAAGGUUUCGUUCCAGGGGAGAUAAUCCCCUUAAAAUUCGCCAUCAGGAAUGACACAGCACGUGAUGUCCACCGAGUGUCCGUGGAACUGAGACAGAUCACAGACUACAAGGCUAGGAGUCAGGACAAGAGUACAGAACGAGUGAUGGCGAAGUUGAAGUUCGGACGGAUACCUGCCAGAACCUCCUAUGAGAAGAGAGAAAACAAGCUGCGUCUGCCCCUCUGCCCCCCGGGAAACCUGCGUGGGUGUAGCCUCAUACACACAUACCAUAAAGUGAUGCUGAAAGUGAAACCCUCAGCUCUGUCCUUCAAGCUAAUGAAGAUCCCUAUAGAGCUGAUUGUGGGGACAGUACCUUUAAGACAAGGGUCAGUGACCUCUGCGUAUGGACGUGACAGCGGGGUGGGGCUUCAGCUCAUCCCUCCCGAAGUUCCCAGCACCUCCGGCUCUCAGUACACCACAACGUCAUCGCCGGCACACGAGAUGACGUUGCAUCGGUCCAAGUCUCCAGGUCACCUGUCGUCGUCCCCUGAAGCGGUGGACACCCGGUCCUCCUCCCUCAACCAUCACCAUGACGACUACCUUACCCUACCCUCAGCCUUCACCCCUCCCCGUCCCCGGGCCAACACCAACUCCAGCAUCCUGAGGGCCCGGGGUAGAUGACUAGCGGCCUGUGACGCCGGGGAUACGGCGUCAGACUCGGACUGAGUACACGCGACAUGAAACCCUUAAAGACUCCCUGUAAAGUCUUCACGGUUUUCAUAGUGGGGAAACAGAGAGAAGAUCUGCGUAAAACAUUGUUCGGCCACUGUAUUUCGAAUCUUUCAUGGGGCGUCCUUGUAUCUGAAUUAUUCAUACAGUCAUGGCAUAAUUAAUAAACAUGAAUGAGUGAUGUUUUAGCAAUAUCACGGCAAGGGAUACGAGAAAGGGGGUGCACACUUUGUACCCGGGCCAUCGGUGGGACGAGCGUACACUGUAGCCAUGUCUACGCCCCCAUGUUACUACAAUAGACGAUGUGAAACAUUCAGGUAGUCUAGACACCCAGGCGAAAGUGACCCGCUGUAUCACCUGAUAUUGUCGUAAAUGCUCGCGAUAUAAGCCAGGGAGAUUUAGCUGGAACUUUGCUGACUCCAGGAUUAUGACAUUCACCCACUCAUCCCGUCACAGUUCCCGUCAACAUAUAUUUCACUUCCGGGAAUACUUAAACAAUCCUCAUCAGACUACAUUCACAAGAAAUCCCUGUCUCUAUUCAACCUUGUUGAGCAAUUUGGAGCCUUUCAUUCAAAUCAGAAUAUUGACUGUGGUCGAAAUCCAUUACUAUGCUAUACAGUGGACAGGUAUAUUCUGUAAAGCCAUACAAAAGAGUUCUCGGUGUUGUCUUAAGGAGACACCGGUCCCCAGGUUCUGUAGUCUUUACAGGGGGUUGUAGAUAAAGAUGCAGUCUCUUGAAGUGAGCGAGUGCGAUUUUUCGCCGCUCAUGAAUAGCAAUAUUCCAGCAAUAUCAGUGUUUGGGACCCCGGACACCGGGCUUUAUGCA
Molecule: messenger RNA, 2160 nt
Organism: Haliotis rubra (blacklip abalone)
Lineage: Eukaryota; Metazoa; Mollusca; Gastropoda; Lepetellida; Haliotidae
Product: arrestin domain-containing protein 17-like
Exons: 6
Coding region: 75-1286 (403 amino acids)
Biological process (GO): protein transport
Cellular component (GO): cytoplasm
Source: RefSeq, a predicted model, not a curated record